Salvelinus namaycush (lake trout) is the source of this 3853-nucleotide messenger RNA. It is a transcript of the gene niban2b, whose product is annotated as niban apoptosis regulator 2b. Bases 189 to 2939 code for a protein of 916 amino acids. The record is from RefSeq and is a predicted model, not a curated record. NCBI's taxonomy places the organism in Eukaryota, Metazoa, Chordata, Actinopteri, Salmoniformes, Salmonidae. The transcript is spliced from 14 exons.
UCUUUCCCGCUCGCACUCCAAUCUCACUAAUCACGUUAUGUUGGCGGUUUAGGUAAGGGUGAGAAGGGGGCACCAGAGUUCAAAUCUGUUGCUGCGUUCACUUGUUUCUGUGUUGGUAGAUUUGUGUGUUCUAUUUGCCUUUGAAACGAACGGGAGAGUUGUCAUUGGAUUAAGUUGUAUUUGUCGCAAUGGGAGACGUGAUUUCGAGCCACCUGGAUGAGGGCAAACGGGAGAUCAUUACAGCCAGGACAGGCGAGGUGAUUGGAGAGUUUAGCCGUCUGUAUGAGCAACAGUAUGCAGUGGCCCUCUUCAACAAGGUCCGCUUUGACAUCGAGGGAGGAGGUGGACCCCAGCCACAGCUACUGCACCGCAAGGUUCCUCUGGAGAAUAGAUCCAUCUUCUCUGGAGCUCUGUUCCAGUUUCUGGAGGAGAACAAUAAAUGGAGAAACCAAUUCCUCUUCGUUCCUGACUCCUACGCUAUCAACUACUAUGACAACAAAGCGUCUCAUGAGAGAGGGCUUCACCCCAAGGGAAACAUCAACUGUGCUGGGUAUAAAGUGCUGACUUCAAUGGAUCAGUACCUGGAGCUGCUCAACAACAGCCUGCCUGGUGUAAAGGCUAAAGUGGGUAACUCUCCCUUCCUGAAGUGUGCCACCCAGUUCCCUCUGAUCCUGUGGCACCCGUAUGCCCGCCACUACUACUUCUGUGUGGUGACGGAGAAAGAACAGCGGAAGUGGCAUGCAGUCUUUCAGGACUGUGUAAGACAUGCCAAUGAUGGUUUAUCAGAGGAGAGCCAGGUGCAGACUCCGGCCUUCACAGACGCAGUGAGGCUCUACCGCCAAGCCCGCGGGCAGUAUGGCACCUGGGAGAUGAUGUGUGGGAUCCCCUCACAGAUUCUGGCCAACCUGGUGAUGGAGACUCUUCUCCCUGAGCUCAGGGAUCUGAUCUCCCCUCGACUCAAAGGCAAAAUGCACGACAGGCAGAGGAACUGGAUGCUAGUCUGCGACGCGGUGUAUGGUCUGGUGGUGAGGCAGGCCCAGGCCCAGUACGAGGCUGUGGUGCAGAGCUGUGAGGCCCGACGCCCUCCUCUAGAGGCCUCCAUACGCACAGACAUGGACCAGAUCAUCACCUCAAAGGAGCACGUUGCCAACAAAAUCAAAGCGGUGGUGCUGCCUAAGGCAGAGAAGCUGCUGACAGUUAGUAUCCAGCCCUACAUCAGCUCUAUCCUGGAGGCCCUGAUGGAGCCCACCAGCCGAGGCUUCUCUCAGGUCAGAGACGUCUUCUUCAGAGAGCUGGUGGACUUGAGCAAGAACACACUGAACGACGCCACCAAGGAGAAAGUGGGAGAGCACAUGGAGAAGAUCUCUAUGCUGGCGUUCCACCCGGUGAAGAUGCAGAGCUGCUAUGAGAAAGUAGAGGACCUGAGUCUGGAUGGCCUGCAGCAGAGGUUUGAUGUCUCCAGCCCCUCUGUGUUUGUCCAGAGAGCACAGAUUCUCAUGAGAGAGCAAAUGGACGAUGCAGUGUACACGUUUGAGCAGAUCCUCCACCAAAGUCUGGAGGACCAGGGGCCAGAGGGGCUCUGUAAGAACAUCCAACGCUGCCAGGACCGGGUCAUCAAGAAAUUUGACUAUGACAGCAGCACAGUCCGGAAGAGGUUCUUCAGAGAGGCUCUUCUUCAGAUCUUCAUCCCUUACAUGCUGAAGCAGCUCACUCCCUCCGUAUCCUCUGAGCUGCCUCGUUUCCAGGAGCUGAUCUUCGAGGACUUUUCUCGUUUCAUCCUGGUGGAGAACAUCUUUGAGGAGGUGGUGCUGCACUCUGUCAUGAAGGACAUCAUGAUGGCUGUCAAGGAGGCAGCAGUCCAGAGAAGACACAACCUUUACAGGGACAGCAUAGUGCUGACCAGCAGUGAUCCCAACCUCCACCUGCUGGGGGAUAACCCUGCCAUCGACUGGGCUGGGGAGUAUGGGACAGGACAGGAAGAGGUGGACAGGGAGGAGACUAGGGACAGCACAGGAGGGGCGGCCCAGAGGAGGCGCAGGAUGAAGCAGGUAGUCUCUAUGAUCCAGCUGGAUGGCUCUCCCAUCCUGGUCAAUGAGUCCUAUCUGGACAUCCCCAUGGUGGACAGCAUCCCUGAGGAGGAGGGAGUGGACCAGAACACCGAUGCCUCAUCUCCAGAGAGUGUCCACCAGGAACCAGCCAAAGUUAAUGGAACCAGUCUGAAAGGAAAGAGAAAGGCCCCUCCUCCUCCAGUCCAGCCAGAGAACAUUCCAUCCCCUGCCCUAACCAAUGGCUCUGUCCUAGAAGGUGAGCCGGCGACAAUCUUGAGUGAGGCCCCAGAGGUACAGACCAAAAUCUCAGAUGUACCCCAGGAAGCUGAGUGUGCGAUGAAGUCCCCAGAGGCGAAGAGCUUUUUACACAACCCUGAGAGCACAGCGUCAGCCAUCGAGAGUGCCAUACGGGAGAUUGAGAAUGCAGUGCAGGGAGAGGACAGCGAGCUAGCUGUGGAGGUGGCUAUACUGGAGGCAGUGGCAGAAGUUUCACCCUCAAGCCAGAAGGAUAGUGUACCCUUAAGCAAAGAGGAGGAAUCUUUAAAACCAAUUCAUCAGGAGGCACUGGCACCAACAGCUUUUAGCCAAGAGGAAAGCACACCUUCCAGUUUAGAGGAGGUAUCUUCCUCACUCUCUACUCAGACUAGGGUAGCAGCAAAAGAGGAGAUCCCCACACCAACAGCCCUGGAGACGGAGCCAGUCCCUGUCCCAGGACCAAUGCCAGAGGAGGUAGAGACCACUUCAGUAGUCAGUUCAGAGUUGGAACAGGCAACAGUGGAUUUGGGCUCCCUGUCCCCGCCACAUGACGACAGUGGCUUCCAGUCUCUCACCAGUGAGGCGGUGAAGAAGGUGGAUGAUGCUGCCCCAGUACAGAGGGGCCAGAGGCAGUAGAGGUGGUCCCUGAGGCAGGGGGUGAUGGCGUGACUGUGGCCCAGUAGGGAACAGCAGCACAGAACAAUGACUCUGAGACCGGAAAGGAGAAGGACUCCGGGAAGGCAGAGAGUCAGUGAGGAAUUAGUCCUCGUUUAGGCUGUAUGCUGGCAUUGAUUUAAAUGUUUUUUUUUUUCUGAAGACAGGCAAUAUGCCUGUCAAUACUACAUAAACCUAAUCUCACAAAAGCAUAGACAAUUUAAUACAUGGAAAAUGGUUUGUAUACAGUAGUUUUUCCAUUAGAUCAACUGAUUGGUUUACACCUUCAAGAUAAUUCUAAUAAGUUCUAAACUUUUUUAUUUUUUGUACACAUUAUCCACCAAUACUAAAUCAGUCUGUACCUUAGGUGGGGCUCAAGUACAACUUGAAUGUCUCAAUAUUGUUUUUGUGUUUCUAUAUUUUGACAGACCUUCCAACUGAUAAAGCAUGUGCAUUCCAUUCAACCCACAUUCCAAUUGAUAACAUGUACAUUGUAGCCCGAGUGCCAGAUAUGUUUGUGCGCUCAUGCCAACUUAUUGUCACUCAUUGUCAUGCCGAACAUGGCUUGAUAAUGAAUGGAAUUGACAAGCGCACAAACAGAUUUGGGACCAGGCUAUGUGUGUAUUGCAUUACAUCCACACAAGGGGAACUCAUUCAUGAUGCUUUUUUAGUAUAUAUUCACUGUGUAGUGAAUGAUGAGGACGAUUGAAGGACCCAGUUGUCCUCGUCAUGGUGUUCUGUAAAUAUGAAAUCGCACAAUUCAGGUGCUGUUCUUGGUUGGGUACACAGAAUCUUAGACACCUUCCUAAUAUUGAGUUGCACCCCCUUUCCCCUCAGAACCGCCUCAAUUUGUCAGGGCAGGGACUCUACAAGGUGUCAUGAAGUUCCACAGGGAU